Auxenochlorella protothecoides is the source of this 369-nucleotide messenger RNA. Its product is annotated as Protein disulfide-isomerase 1. The transcript has 5 exons. The record is from RefSeq and is a predicted model, not a curated record. Gene Ontology annotation, molecular function: protein disulfide isomerase activity. Gene Ontology annotation, biological process: protein folding. Bases 1 to 369 code for a protein of 122 amino acids. NCBI's taxonomy places the organism in Eukaryota, Viridiplantae, Chlorophyta, Trebouxiophyceae, Chlorellales, Chlorellaceae. Gene Ontology annotation, cellular component: endoplasmic reticulum.
AUGGCACUCGCGUCGCGCAGCCUCAUCAUCCUCGCACUGAUCGGGGUUGCGCUCGCAGCAAAGGGCAGCAGCGUCAGGCAUCUGACCAGCACAGACUUUGAUGAAGUGACAUCGGAUGGAAAGGUGUACUUCGUCAAGUUCUACGCUCCCUGGUGUGGACACUGCAAGAAGCUGGCGCCCACCUGGGAGAAGCUCGCCAAGGCCUAUGAAGGCAGUGAAGAGGCAGCUGUGGUACCUGGCUUCCCAAGCUUGAAGAUCUACUUCAAUGGCGAGCAGAAGGAGAGCUUCAGGAGUGCUCGGGACUACGACACCCUGAAGACCUUCUUCGAUGAGAACAUUGCUGUGUUGCAGGGAGAAACCGUUGCCUGA